CGUCCAUAAUGCCACCCUACCCUCCGACCCUCCGACCCGGUCAGCUAGAACAAUAUCUCCAGCGCAUCAAAUAUGACGACGACGGAGCCCCUCAGACGGACAACAGUCACCCGCGCUUAACGAAAUUGCAAACGGCCAUCGAGAAUGACCCCUUGACAGCCCUCGCUGCAUUGCAACGGCGCCAUCUCGGCUCCAUUACCUGGGGAAACACCGCCCUGCACUACUCGACCCACCAUUCCAUCUCCAUCCAUCCAUCCUCCGUCUUCGAGAAGCUCGUUGUCCGUGGCCAUGAUGGAUACUGCAUGGAGAAUACGAAUCUCCUGUAUCUGGUUAUGCGCUCCCUGGGCUACAAUGUGUAUCCGACCGGGGGCCGAGUGAGCCGUGCAGUCGUCAAGGGGGAUCCUGCUGAGCAAGGGUAUAUCUCUUUAAGCCACAUGGUUCUUAUUGUGACCAUCGCCGACCAAAAGUACAUGGUCGACGUUGGUCUGGGCCGGAAUACCCCUACCAGCCCGCUUCUUCUACAGGAGGGUCCCGCGCAACCCUUGAUUUUGCCGAGCGAAAUGUCCUUGAUCAAGCGGCCCCUCGCCGAGUUCGUGGACCAGACACAGACGGUCUGGAUUUACCAGGCGCGCAACGACCCACAGAGCCCCUGGAUCGCACAAUACUCGUUCUCCGAAGUGGAAUUCCUCUUCCAGGAUUUUGGCAUGAUGAACUUCUUUACAAGCACCAGUCGGUCGAUCUUGUUUACGCAGAAACUCGCUUGUACCCGUGUCAUCCUGGACGAGAAUGGCGUCGAACCGGCUGGGAUCUAUAUACUUGCUGGGAAAGAGGUCAAGAGGGUGCUGCGGGGAAAGACCGAGACGGUCCAGGUAUUGAAUACAGAAGAGGAUAGGGUGCGUGCGUUGGAGAAAUACUUUGAUAUGCAUUUUCACGAGCACGAGGUCGAGGGAGUUCGCGGGCUGUCUUCUGAGAUUCGAUCUCGGUAG
Aspergillus calidoustus is the source of this 986-nucleotide messenger RNA. NCBI's taxonomy places the organism in Eukaryota, Fungi, Ascomycota, Eurotiomycetes, Eurotiales, Aspergillaceae. The record is from the annotation of a GenBank genome assembly.